GCUCGGAGCUGCGCGAACAUGGCCGAAGUCGGCGAGGACAGCGGGGCCCGCGCCCUGCUGGCGCUGCGCUCGGCGCCCUGCAGCCCCGUGCUGUGCGCCGCCGCCGCCGCCGCCUUCCCGGCCGCCGCGGCCCCCGCCGCCGCCGCCGCCCCCGGGCCGGCCGCCCCGUCGCCGCCGCCACCCGCCCAGCCCCCGCCGCCGCCGCCGCCGCCGGGCGCGAUCGCGGGGGGCGCGGGGGGCGCGGGCGCGCCGGGCGAGGCCCUGCUGGCCGCGGCGGCCGACUCGGUGCGCCGGAGCCCGGGGCCGGUGCUGGCGCGCCUCGAGGGCCGCGAGUUCGAGUUCCUCAUGCGGCAGCCCAGCGUCACCAUCGGCCGCAACUCGUCGCAGGGCUCGGUGGACGUGAGCAUGGGCCUGUCGAGCUUCAUCUCGCGGCGCCACCUGCAGCUCACCUUCCAGGAGCCCCACUUCUACCUGCGCUGCCUCGGCAAGAACGGCGUCUUCGUGGACGGGGCCUUCCAGCGGCGCGGCGCGCCCGCCCUGCAGCUGCCCAAGCAGUGCACCUUCCGCUUCCCCAGCACGGUCAUCAAGAUCCAGUUCACGGCGCUCUACCACCAGGAGGAGGCCCCUGCCUCGCCGCUGCGGCCGCUCUACCCCCAGAUCUCCCCUCUGAGGAUCCACAUUCCGGAGCCGGACCUCCGGAGCCUGGUCAGCCCCAUCCCCUCCCCGACCGGCACCAUCAGUGUUCCCAACUCCUGCCCGGCCAGUCCACGUGGGGCCGGCUCCUCCAGCUACCGAUUCGUCCAGAACGUGACCUCGGACCUGCAGCUGGCCGCGGAGUUCGCCGCCAAGGCCGCCUCGGAGCAGCAGGCAGACGCGUCCGGAGGAGACAGCCCCAAGGACGAGUCGAAGCCGCCCUACUCGUACGCGCAGCUGAUCGUGCAGGCCAUCUCCUCCGCGCAGGACCGGCAGCUGACACUAAGCGGCAUCUACGCCCACAUCACCAAGCAUUACCCCUACUACCGGACGGCCGACAAGGGCUGGCAGAACUCUAUUCGCCACAACCUCUCCUUGAACCGCUACUUCAUCAAAGUGCCCCGCUCCCAGGAGGAGCCCGGGAAGGGGUCCUUCUGGCGCAUCGACCCGGCCUCCGAAGCCAAGCUGGUGGAGCAGGCCUUCCGGAAGCGCAGGCAGAGGGGCGUCUCCUGCUUCCGCACGCCCUUCGGACCGCUGUCCUCCAGGAGCGCCCCGGCUUCGCCCACCCACCCCGGGCUGAUGUCCCCUCGCUCCAGCGGCCUGCAGACUCCAGAGUGCCUGUCUCGGGAGGGCUCCCCCAUUCCACACGACUCUGACUUUGGGUCGAAGCUCGCCUCUGUUCCAGAGUACCGCUACUCCCAGAGCGCGCCCGGCUCUCCCGUCAGCGCCCAGCCCGUGAUCAUGGCUGUGCCCCCCCGACCUCCUAGUUUAGUGGCCAAGCCCGUGGCCUACAUGCCUGCGUCCAUCGUGACGGCACAGCAGCCCCCAGGUCACGCCAUCCACGUGGUGCAGCAGGCGCCCCCCGUCACCAUGCUCAGGGUGGUCACGUCCUCCGCCAGCUCCGCCAACGGGUACAUCCUCACCACCAACCAGGCCUCGGCAGGGGCCGCCCAUGAAGCCGCAGGCACCGCGGUGCUGGACCUGGGCAGUGAGGCAAGAGGCCUGGAGGAGAAGCCCACCAUCGCCUUCGCCACCAUCCCCGCCACCAGCCGCGUCAUCCAGACGGUGGCUGGCCAGAUGGCCCCUGGCGUCCCCGGGCACACGGUCACCAUCCUGCAGCCGGCCACGCCCGUGAGCAUCGGGCAGCACCCUCUCCCGGUCCGGGCCGUCACGCAAAACGGAAGGCACGCAGUCCCCACCAGUAGUGUAGCCGGCAGCGCUUACGCCCUCACGAGCCCCCUACAGCUCCUGGCCGCCCAGGCCAGCUCGUCCACUCCCGUGGUGGUCGCCCGGGUGUGCGAGGUGGGGCCCGAGGAGCCGGCAGCCGCCACCACCACCGCCACCACCACGCCAGCCACCACCGUCACCUCUGCCGCCGCCACCGGGGAGCCCGAGGUGAAGAGGUCCCGGCUGGAGGAGCCCAGUGGGACUGUGAGCGCGCAGGCCGGGGUCAUCACCGCUGCCGGCCCGCAGGGGCCCGGGACCGGGGAGUGACGUCCCCCGGGAGGUGGAGUGGGACGCACGCCAAAGGGAACCGUGGGCUGGACCACGACGCCCACACCGCCGCCUGGGACCGAGCACGCGCCACACGGACAGGCCGCCCGCCACCUGCUCCUGACUGACACUCGUCCUCCUGCCGGCACCUCCUGCCCCGGCCGCGGCCGAGACUAAACAUAAACGCGUUCAGACAGCUGAUUGUAUGGCUCUGGGAUUCUCUGUUUUCCUCUCCCCGGGCACGGCUUGUCCCCAGACCCGGCGGGGGCGUGGGGAGGCUACGCACCCCGAGGACCGGACCCCAGGCCCCGGCCGUGAGCAGAGCCGCCAGGCAGGCCUCCGAGGGACGGACGCGCACUCCGCUCCUGCGCAUGCAUCGGAACCGGCGAGACAGGCGGGCGGUCGAUUUCCAGCUGUCCGUGACGUCUUCCCCCUAAAACCGUGGCCCAGGAGCAUCCAUUGGCAUUAACUGGGGGGGCGGGGGGCUAUGGACCGAGGAGUUCUUGUCCGGGUGCCGCCUGGAAUCCGGGCUUCACCACACGUCUGAGCCCAGAGGGAUCGUCUGGUUCUGAGGUUUCCGCCUGCAGCCGCCGUGGCCGGUUCUUGCUGCCGCGUCCCCUGGGAGUGAACCCCCGCCCUCUGCCCCCUUCAAGGAGGGCAUCCGAGGCGAGCGCCGAGUGGACGACACCAGAGCCUGCCCUGCGUCCUGACGGCCUGCCCUGGCGGCAGCACUGGGCGCGUGCUCAGGAGGCUGGCCCUGCGCGUGGACAGCUGGAGGCAGCAGCCCAGAGCUCCGGCCGCGCGGCCGCCCCCCCAAACCACCACCGGGAAAGCGGCUCAGGCUGCAGGCUGUGCCCGGGGCGGGAGCGGGAGCCACCUCAGAAGGAAGGGGACCCAACCACGACAGCCAGCUCGUUGGAGUGGCCCGCGCCAUCGCUGCGCGGUGUCCCCACCCCAGGUGCCAAGGACGGUGCAGGGCCUGUGCCCUCCGCAUGGACGGGAGGACUCCUGUCGUUCUGUGGCACGAACCUCACGUGGGAAACGCUCUUGGGAAGUCCACCUGCCGCCUCCGGGACGCCAGAGAAGCGGGCGAUGGAGUGAGCUGGCGCCGCCCUCGGUCCCCCAGCCCACAGCGCCGGUUCCUGUCCGUCAGCUCCCUCCCGUGCCUGCUGUGCACGUGGUGGCGGGCGUGAAGGGUGGGCUGGCGGAGGCCUGGCCGCGGGUCUGAGCAGGGUCCCUGCGGCUGCUUCCCUCCCUUGCGGACGUGUCACCCAGAUGCGUCUGCUCCUGACGGCGGGACCCACGGGCUGCCUCUGGGCGCGGCACCACGGAGCAGGGCCGCUGGCCAUGGACACUGUCGGGUCUUCGCCUGAUCCCCUGGGUCUGGCUCCGACCCUUUUUUAUGGCUUUUGAGAUGUUUUGGUUUCUCUGUCCAUUUUCAGUGAGGACCCCACUCGGCAGCCAGAGGUGCAGGGAGAAUGGAGGGAGGGGGGCGAGGGGACGAGGGGGAGGGACAAGGUCCCGACGGUGCCAUGUGCCCCUGCCGGAGCGAGGAGGGGCCAGACGGCCAGCGCUGCGCAGGGAGCAGAGGCCGCGGCCCCGAGGGGCUGUGUAUCGGGCACAGACCUGCGUCCUGUCGUCUGACCACAGAGCGCGCCUGGCUCUGCGGCAGGCCCGGCACGGCCUCUGCCCGGAAGGUUGCCCGGUGCCCUCAGAGCUGGCCAAGAGAGAGCGCCCUGAGUCUGGUGGCCUGUGACCUGUGGUCCGUGGAGGGCGGGCCGACACCAGCCGAGGUUGGGAAAGUGAGAAGUCCGCUGGCGCGAUCCCCGUGUCCCUACAGCCUCGGUCCCAGACCCUUCGCUGUGGUCACCUGGGGGCUCGCGUCUGCAGCAAAGGCAAGCGGCCAGGGCACUGGCUUUGGGCACGCGGGCCCCUGCUGCUGUGCUGCACGUUCCAGCGCCAACCAGAGAGCCCUGCACGGGGAGGAGGCACAGGAGUAGCUGGGCACGUGGUGCGCAUCCCCCGAGGCGUUCAGGGUGGUGUUGGGAGUGACGGUGUCCCAAGAGGGCGCCUGCCGGCCCGUCCCCACUGAGCUCUCCCGGGAAUGCCUGCCAUGGAGGGCACAGUCUGCAGGGCCUGGGCGCUCGGCCAGGCCACCCCGCACCCACCUCCCCGCUCACAGUGUCCCUGCCGGGGCUUCUCGGCUCGUGUGUGGGGUUUGCUGGCUCCGGGUGUCUUCUUUUUCCUGUUUAAGAACCGAGCCCAAUGGAAACGGUGAGAGUGGGUCCCCGAGUCGCCAAGAGGAGGGCCCAGCGACUCUGAGCCGGGAGACGGGUUUGCCGGUACCCCCACCCCUGGCCCCGGGGAGGGUGUGAGGUCCUGAGGUCCUGGCAUCGCUCAGGAUGCUGCUGCUUCCUCUGAGAAGGUCUCCACCUGCAGAGGGCGCUGCCUCUGUGGACAGAUGCCCCUUGCUGGUCACCCAGGCGGAGAGGAGGGGAAGGCUCCUGGGUUGGGGGUAGCCUCUCACUUGACAGGGACGGAGCGCAGGCCUCACGCAGGACAGGACGCUGUUGGGUGGGAGGACAUGACGGCGGAGGAGGGGCCCCCGGAGCUGUCAGUGCAGGAGGCAGCCAGCUGCCCCGUCUCCCCAGCCUCAGCUCUGCUUUCCCCUUGAGGGAGUCACCACCUCGGGGUUCACACCCUCAUCCGGCCUCUACACCCCAACCCCUCUGAGAACACAGCUGCCCCGAGACGGCUUCAGGGUGCGGUGCACGCCCGCUGCCUCCAUCCCGAUGCCAGACCACAGCGCCCUACUCGUUCAGGAAAGUUCCCACAACGACGGAGGAGAGCCGGUGCCACCGCAGCCCGUCCUCGUGGCUGCGCAGGGCGGGGCCGGGCCCACGCGAAUCCUGGCAGCCCCUUCCCGAUACCUCUGCCCGGAAGUAACGCUCCCACUAAGGACAAUACUCACGCAAACGUGCUGCUACGGGGCGGCCUGCAGACCUGCCCGGCGGGGGCUUGGGCGGGAGGACACGGCCGCCAGGCCUCUGGCUGCGUCUCUGUCCUUCUCUCCAGGUCGGUUCCUGUGUUUUGCAAAUUCCUGUCGUGACGGUUUCGUGCUCCAGGCCUGGCUUCCACGCUGGGCCUCGGUUCUCAGCGCAGCUCGCCCAUGCUCAGCCCCGGGUUUCGGCGAGACUUCGCCGCCUGCCUGUCCUCUCACCAAAGCUGCUCCCUGGGGCCCGAGGGAGGGUCUGCGGCGGCCCCUGCGGGUGGCAGCAGUGCGUCCCCUCGGCCCGUGUCUGUCCAGGCUGCCGGCUGUGCGGGCGCUGGGGCGUCAGGCCGGGCACCACCGCCCCCUCCAGCACCGCUGCUCCCCGUCCCCAUCGCCCAACUUGUCACAGCUGCUUCGAAGAAUCUGGGGUCGCCCCGAGCACUUCCUCGGAACUGAAAUGAGAAAUGGGCCCAUGUGACCGACGAGGGGAAAUGUUUCGACUCUGAAGUUAAAAAGGGAAGAGCUCACCUGCUGAGCUGUCCACCCGCCAGCUCUCACCCUGGGGGGCGCGUCCUGGCUGAGGGUCCUUUCUGGCCUGGCCUCAGCCCCCCUCUCCGGCGGGGCCGCAGCUCGGCCCGCUGCUGGGGGCCCACAGCCUGAGGGCCAUGUCAGCCAGGAGUCUGCGUGGGGGCCAGGAGCCAGCUGAGCGGGUCCCCGGGGUGGCGAGGAGGUCCUGGGGUCUGAGGUCAGCCGAUGGGAGAGGUCAGCAGGGCCCACUGCUCUGGGUGACACGCCUCACCUGUGAGGGCGGCGGCCGCUGCGGGGGUGCCCGCCUCUGCCCGCAGGGCCUGGCCUGGAGCCUCGCCCACGGCUGAGUGACAGGAGGCCCGGCUCACGCUCUGCCCACCUCGGGGCAGUGGCAGUCUGCAUGCCACGCAGGACGGAAGUGAAAUCUCUUCGCGAGCCAGGGGCGCCCAGUGGCUGCUCGUUAUUUUAGAAGAGGGCUGAGGGAGCAUGUGCUUUGUGCCAGGCACCUGGCUCCCCGGGGACACCCGCUCCAGGGACCGGAGGCUCCCUGCCCUGCUGCUCAGCUGUAGCAGCCGAAACGGGAAGAGCCAUCUGGCCAGUGGGAGCCGCACGCGCGGUUCUUCACUCGGUUCCUGCCCCCGCGCCUCCAGGGCGGUGGGAAGCCACUGUCCCCUCCGCCCCGGCCACGGGCGGGCGCAGCCGAGAGGAGGACGCGAGGCCUCUGGCUCGUCCUGUCUCCGGCCUCCUCUGCAGUUUGCUGGUUUGAUCCAUCCAGACAGGUACUGGCAGCUCACUUUGCGGCAGAGACAAAAAGGGAAGUCGGAGGCGGGGCCGAGGGACCCCGCAGGGGAGACAUGGGGCGUCCUGGCUGCCUGUGGGUCCACGGAUUAGGGCACUUUGACCUAAGUUUUCUCACUGAGCUGGGUCCCCAGGAGCGCGCCCUGCCCUGCCCGGAGCUGGAACGGGUCUGACUCUGAUGGAAGUGGCUUUUCCCUCGUGGCCUGAAGGGUGUCAAACAGCCCGCGGCCGCCUAAGCUCUGAGCCUCUACUUGUCGGGUUACCUGGUCCAGAUUUUUUUUUAAUCAGUAAGAAUGAGUUUUAAAAUCUAACAUGUUAAGCGUGGCCCUCCCUUCUCCUGGUCCCCCUGAAUUGAGUGGGCUCACGUUCUAACAGGACGGGGUGGGGGGAUGGGGACAGGGCCCCACUCAGAUCCGCCGAGUUCUGACCCAGCAGCUGGGCACGUGCGGGAGCGUCGAACCCAAUACUGAGAUUUUUUUAUCUGACCGAUGAUUCUGUAAAGGUAAUUGGGGGGCGGGGCGGGCGCUGUUAGGGCUGGGUGUGUGUGUGAGCGUGUUUUUACGGUGGCUGUCUAAAGUAUUUUUACAACAUGUUUAAUAAUCAGUGCUUUAAAAGCAGUGGUUUCCUACAAAGUGGAAACUAAGGUCUAAGCCUGGGCGUGAGUUCUGGUCUGGGGGCCUGGGCGGCGGGAGCCGGGCGCCUGGGGGAUCCUGCGGCCGGGCUUUUCGCUGGGAUACAGUACUUUUUUAAAAGGAGCCAUACUUUUUUUUAAAGUUUGAGAAAUGAAUGUGAUUUCUAAUUGUCUCAGACAUUAAUGUUUUAAAGCUAUAACAAAGUUUAAAAUUUCUACAUUUCGUUUUUCAUUUAUUGUAACGGUUCUUUUAUCUAUUAAAUUGUAUGUGGAUGGGCAAGUCCUGUGUCUCCUCUUAGCAUUUGUUUCUAUAACCAGAAAUAAAGUUAUAUAUUAAAGAAAC
Molecule: messenger RNA, 7479 nt
Organism: Myotis daubentonii (Daubenton's bat)
Lineage: Eukaryota; Metazoa; Chordata; Mammalia; Chiroptera; Vespertilionidae
Gene: FOXK1
Product: forkhead box K1
Biological process (GO): regulation of transcription by RNA polymerase II
Molecular function (GO): protein binding; RNA polymerase II cis-regulatory region sequence-specific DNA binding; DNA-binding transcription factor activity, RNA polymerase II-specific
Source: RefSeq, a predicted model, not a curated record